Vollenhovia emeryi is the source of this 750-nucleotide messenger RNA. RefSeq lists its product as uncharacterized. The transcript has a single exon. The annotation marks the transcript as partial. The record is from RefSeq and is a predicted model, not a curated record. Lineage: Eukaryota; Metazoa; Arthropoda; Insecta; Hymenoptera; Formicidae. Gene Ontology annotation, molecular function: catalytic activity.
AUGCCUCGCUCUCCCCCCCGUCCGAACCUGAACGGAUUUGGCCUCAUACAGGCCAAUGUGAACCACUCUCCGCAUGCGCAGGAGCUCCUCCAGCAAAGCAUAGUGGAGAGUGGUUUCACGUUGGCGAUCGUGUCCGAGCCCCACCGCCCCCCGAGGGACAGCCCAUACUGGGCUGUUGAUAACGGGCAGGCGGGGGACUCCGUCGCGAUCCGAUGGCGGUCGGUGCCGGGAGGGCCCGGCACGACCCCCAUCGAGAGUGGGGAGCGGCACGUUGCCGUUCAAUGGGGGCCCAUCGCGGUCGUUGGGAUCUAUUUAAGGCCCACCAGACGCCCUGCUCUGUUUGAGGGCUGGCUGACGGACGUGGGACGAAUGUUAACACGUCUGAGUCCGAAGCCGGUCCUCGUAGCCGGGGACUUCAACGCGUGGCACACGAGUUGGGGUUCCCGACGUGAUAACGAGAAGGGCAGGGUUCUGGCGAGUUGGGCGGCGGCGCACGGCCUGGUCCUCGUGAAUGAGGGCCGGACCGCCACCUGCGUGCGGACGCAGGGGGAGUCCAUCGUGGAUCUCACGUGGGCUACCCCCUCGGCCGUGCGCUUGAUCACCAGGUGGAGGGUGGAGGGGAGCAUCGAAACUCUGUCGGACCACCGAUAUAUAUCGGUGGAGUUUGGUGCCCUCUCCUCCGUGCGUCGCCAAGAGACGCGACCGCGAUGGGCCCUGCGGAAACUCCGCGAGGACGCCCUGAUGGCCUCG